AUGGUAACAAUAAAGAAUUUGCAUCAACAUUUCAUAACAUCAUUCGAACAAUUGAAUUCGGAACACAGCCACAUUUCAGCUGUGGGUUGCCGAGUAGGAGAGCAAGUAUACGGAGAUCGUGCAACAUGGAUUGACAGAAGAAAUGACACUAUUACAGUUGGGUCGGAAAGCAAAGUUGUUGGAAAGGGGUCAACCAUGCAAUGCAAAAAAUAUGAAAAUGGAACAUAUGCUGUGGAAGUAGCGGCUUGCUUGACAUCGGAAAACACAUACAUCAGACCAGAAGACUUUGGAACAGUGGAGGAUGCAAUCGUAAAAUGUGCGUGGGUGGAAGGGAAAUGUGUACUCCGCAAGGCAGAAGUGACGGAACUGGGAUGCAAACAUAAUAACAGUGUCUACCGCCACAAUCAGGAAUGGAAUUCUGAAGACGGUUCCACAGCAUAUGCUUGCCAGUUUGGAAAAAUUGAGAAGAAGGGAUGUCUUGUGGGGAGUCUUCUCAUCCCAUUGUAUGCUAUUCGGUAUAUUGAAGGAAAUGCUUUCUACUGCUUCCAAGGAACUCAAGUCAGAUCGUUCGGAGAUUUGAAAGGUUGUACUACAUCCACUGGAGAGGUGGUUCCUUUUGAAAACCGAGCCAAAAAUGGAGACCAUUUGGAAUCAUGUGGUUUCAGUUUCAACCAGGAUGGAACGGUGGAGUUCAAGUGGACGCAAGUUGGAUGUAUUUACUCUAAGGAGCUGAUUACGGUGAAUGCGAUUCAGAAAUUUGGAGAUCAGUAUGUUCAUUGUGCAUUGAAUGGUACAGCUGGGUAUGUAGUGAAGAUGAUGACAAAGGAAGAGGUUGAGAAAUGGUUGACGGCUACACAACAGCAAUGGAGUAAUAUUGUUUCAGGAAAUGAAGGCAAGGGUACUGCUGUCAAACGCGAGGUACCAACCCCUGAACCUGUAACAACUCCAUCUACUACAACAACAUCCACGACUACAACUACCACACCAGCGCCAACCACCACUACCACCACAACUACUACUGAAGCACCUACAACUACCACCACUACGACAACCACCACUGAAGCACCCACUACUACCACUACUACCACUCCAAAACCUCCUGUCAAAAAAUGUGUAGACCUUGUGGAGGAUUGCGAUAAGAUGAAAAUAUACUGUAAUUCUGAACAGGAGCAAGCCAAGUUUUUGAGAGAAGCAGUUCAAAAGUUCUCUAUCAACCCGAAGAACAAGUCAAAGAUGUUAGAGUUCAUUGACCAUAUGUUUUUGACAGCUGAUGAAGAAAACAACGGAAAUGGUGAUCACAAAUUAGAAGGGGACAAGUGCAACUACCGUAAAAAGUGUGGAAAAUGUGACAAAGGAGACAAAACGUGUCACUGCAAAUGCGAUCACCAGAAGGAUUUCAAUAGAAGACUCGUGAGAUCACUGUGUCCAAAAACUUGUGAUUUGUGCGAUGAGAAACGUUAG
Messenger RNA from Caenorhabditis remanei, 1461 nucleotides. RefSeq lists its product as uncharacterized. The transcript has 7 exons. NCBI's taxonomy places the organism in Eukaryota, Metazoa, Nematoda, Chromadorea, Rhabditida, Rhabditidae. The record is from RefSeq and is a predicted model, not a curated record. The coding region runs from base 1 to 1461 and encodes 486 amino acids.